Triticum dicoccoides is the source of this 1631-nucleotide messenger RNA. Its product is annotated as putative transcription factor bHLH107. The record is from RefSeq and is a predicted model, not a curated record. The transcript is spliced from 2 exons. The coding region runs from base 122 to 898 and encodes 258 amino acids. Gene Ontology annotation, molecular function: protein dimerization activity; DNA-binding transcription factor activity. Gene Ontology annotation, biological process: regulation of DNA-templated transcription. NCBI's taxonomy places the organism in Eukaryota, Viridiplantae, Streptophyta, Magnoliopsida, Poales, Poaceae.
CAAGACGCCGCCACACUAAUUAUUGUGAGCCUCCUAUCCAUCUCACUCCCACUUCUCCUUCCUUCUGGUUCAUCACCAGAAAUUCACAUUCGUCCUUGUUCUUGCACUGUCCUAGAGCUGGAUGGCAGCUCCAUGCCAAUCCCCGCAAGGAGGGAAUGAGCUGAUGGCAUACGAUGCAUGUUAUCCUACGGUGAGCGGAGGCCCGGCUCUGCUGCCCCGGCAGGCCAGCUCGGCGCCACCGGCUGGGCCGCCGGAGCUGUCGACGACGUCCUCGUCGACGACGGGGUCGGGAAGGACCGCGACGGAGGCAAGGGCCCUGAAGGUCCACAGCGAGGCCGAGCGCCGGCGUCGGGUGAGGAUCAACGCUCAUCUCACGGCGCUCAGGAGGAUGAUCCCUGAUACCAAGCAGAUGGACAAGGCCGCCUUGCUAGCCAGGGUGGUGGACCAAGUGAAGCACCUGAAGAGGAGAGCAGGCGAGGCCGCACAGCAAACGCCGGCUGUCCCACCGGAGACCGACGAGGUCUCCAUUGAAUUCUGCGCCGGAGACAAUGACUCCAGACUGUACAUGAAAGCCUCGGUCAGCUGCGACGACCGCCCGGACCUCGUCGCCGGGCUCAUCCAGGCGCUCCAUGGCCUCAGGCUGAGGACGGUGAGAGCGGAGGUGACCUCCCUAGGAGGAAGGGUGCAGCAUGUCUUCACACUGUGCAAGGAGGAGGACGAGGAAGGCAGCGCAGCAGCAGGCCUUGCUGGACUCACGUCUCUGAAGGAGGCUGCGAGGUUGGCUCUGGCCAGGGUUGCUUCACCAGAGCUGGUAUGUGGUGGUACUGGUAGCCCGUUCCAGUUCCAGAGCAAGAGGCAGAGGAUUCUCGAGUCGCAUUAUUCAAUCAUGUCCAUAUAGAUGAGUACUUCUGGAGUAAGUAUAUUUUUGUGUCAGAUUUGAGGUUGGAACUGCUGUUAGUGCUGUAAGAUAAGAAAGAUAGAUGCAGUCACUCCAGGAUAGUAGAUAUCAUGGCAACAGGGUUUACACUGUGUGCCUGAUGCAGCAUGGCUGCCGACAUUCAGAUUGCAGAAAUCCUAGAUGGGGACGCAGGGUCACAUGAUUAGUUUGACGAUUCAGCAGUGGCGUGGAUAGGCUGGUACUCUAUGCAACACCUCCUCAUUGGUGGUUCUCAUGUUAAGAUAUGACUAUAUGAGACACACCUAGAAAGAAUUACUUUGUCUUUUUUACUUUUGUUAUGUUAGGUGUAUCACCAAGUUUUCCUGCUCGCCCGGUGCAGCAGCGCACAAGCGUGGCGUUCAGACAUCUUCGGCGUUUUCAAAUGAAAAUAAAACUUAUGAGUUUUCAAGGUUUUUGCACCCAUGCAAGUUUUCAAACUAAAUAUAGCAUCUUAGCACCUUCAGAAGAAGAAAAUAACUUUGUACUCUAGAGAACAGUAAAACUUUCGUUUUGCACAAAAUUUUCCCAUGAAAAGUUAAGAGCACAAAACAGACUAUUGAAACUGAGGGAGUACGUUUGUUCCCUUAAUACAAAGUUGGGUCAUCUAUUUUGGAACGGAGGGAGGGAGUACGUUUGUUCUAUCUGUAAUAUUUUGACAUUCAUAAAUUGUGGGCACUCUUUAAUUAUUCCCCUA